AACCUGUUUGAUGAUUUGCCUGAAAGAGACCUGGCGAUGGCGGCAUGGAUUUUUAAACUUCAUUGUUGUUGUAAAUAUGCGUGUUAUUGCUUGUGUUGUUUUGGUUCACAAAAGCUCUGAAAUCCCAUGUUUUGUCUGGUGCCCAUAACCUGUUUGUUGAUAUGCCUGAAAGAAGCUGAGCGGCCAUGGCGUUGGCAUGAAAAGAAGGGUGUGGCUAGGGACAUUCGACACCGCAGAGGAUGCAGCACGAGCAUAUGAUCAAGCAUCCAUCUUGAUGAACGGCCAAAACGCCAAGACCAAUUUCCCUGCAUCGAAAGACCGAUCUGAAGAAGCCAGCCAUGGCCAUGGGGCUUCUCCAUUGUCCCCAAAAGCACUUUCAGAGCUACUCAGCACAAAGCUCAGGAAGUGCUGCAAGAACCCUUCUCCCUCCUUGACAUGCCUGCGACUCGACAGUGACAAUGCCCACAUCGGUGUCUGGCAGAAGCGUGCAGGCACUCGAGCAGCCUCCGAUUGGGUCAUGAGGAUUGAGUUAGGAAAGAAGGAGACACCGCCGCCGUCGAUGUCGCUGUCCCCGUUGCCCGAACCUGCAAGCCAGGAAGCUGAAGGCCGCCAAAAUGGGAUUGAUGAAGAAGACAGAAUUGCAAUGCAAAUGAUCGAAGAGUUGCUUAGUUGGAACUGCCCCCUUCCUUCAACUUCAAGCUAGGUACAAAAUCUCAACACAAAACUCAACUCUAUAAAUAAAAGAACCCAUAAGACCAAACACAAAGAAACUUAAUUAAUCUCUGUGUUUGACUGUCUAUGUAUGUAUAUGUAUAUAUAUAUAUAUAUAUAUAUAUAUAUAUAUUCUGUUUAUGUAAAGCAGUUUAUGGGAUUUGGGAAGCUCAAAAUCUGUAUAAAGGGGGAGCUUUUGCAUAUAGAUGAGUUGCUGUUUUAUGUCAGGUUGUAUCAAAAUCAUAGAGGAUUGUAAGCUAUAUAUAUACAUACAUAUAUACAUAUAUAUAUAUAUAUAUAUAUAUAUAUAGAAAGGGAAAAAGUUUGCAGAUUAUGAGCAAAGGAAUGACAAAUUUGGUC
Molecule: messenger RNA, 1071 nt
Organism: Cucurbita moschata (crookneck pumpkin)
Lineage: Eukaryota; Viridiplantae; Streptophyta; Magnoliopsida; Cucurbitales; Cucurbitaceae
Product: ethylene-responsive transcription factor SHINE 2-like
Exons: 2
Coding region: 197-703 (168 amino acids)
Biological process (GO): regulation of DNA-templated transcription
Molecular function (GO): DNA-binding transcription factor activity; DNA binding
Source: RefSeq, a predicted model, not a curated record